GACCGACCCGGACCGUUUUAAAUUUUUGAAAAGACUACCCGGACCUAACUCGGACCGAGCCUGGCUGUCAGGUUCCAACUUGUGUUCCUGGACCCUAUUGCCCACCCCUGCUCGAUUGUCUUACUGUCUUAGCAUCUUGAAGAUGAACGCUCCGCUUGUAGCUCCGUCUAUUUUCCGCUCCGGCUUCUGCAUCCCCCUUUUACGGAUUUACAAUAAUCAAUUCAAUAAUAUCUUUAAGUACAGUGAUGCAAUCGUCUCCAACCUUCCUCCUUCCAGACCUUUCUUUUCGCUCACCUCCCCUGCUCUUCGUUUGCCUCCUCUCACCAUGGCAUCUUCCACUAAAACGCCUACCCAGGGGUUCAGUGAGGCUGGCAAUGAAGUUAAUGUUUUCCAGUUAAUUCAAGUUCAUCAGGAAAAAGCUGCCAGACUGCCUCCAAUUGAGGAAGUUAGGACGGUUCUCAAUUAUAGCCUGCGUGGAGUGCUCUCCACUUUCUCACAGAAAUAUGAAGGAUAUCCAUCAGGUUCCAUGGUUGAUUUCGCUUGUGAUGCCAACGGAUCUCUAAUAUUAUCAAUCAGCAAUUUGGCAGCGCAUUCAAAGGAUCUCUUAGCUAACCCCAAGUGCUCAUUGCUUGUUGCAAAAGAUCCCGAGGAUAAGACCGAUUUAAUCAUAAAUGUGUAUGGUGACAUUGUUCCUGUUUCUGAGACAGAGAAAGAGGAUGUCCGUGCUGCAUAUUUGGUUAGGCACCCUGAUGCAUUCUGGGUUGACUUUGGAGAUUUCCAUUUCCUAAGAAUUGAACCCAAGGUUGUGCGAUAUCUAUCUGGUGUUGCAACUGCUUUAUUGGGAUCAGGAGGUUUGUAGCUUUUGUAUUUCCAAAGAUUUUACUUCCAGUCCUUUCCAUCUUCGUUGUUUUUUUCAGGUAUUUGAUUUCCCCUAUUCUUGGGAUAAUCUCUCUUGUAAUAGUUCAGCAAAGAGGAUCUCAGAGCUGCAAAAAUUGAUCCCAUUUACCAAUUCUCUAAGCCAAUCACAUCCCACAUGAAUAAAGAUCACAUGGAAGAUACCAAACUGAUUGUGCGGCACUCAACAUCUGUUCCAGUAGAGUUCGCUUGGAUGCUGGAUGUGGACAGUCUUGGAUUCUAUGUUAAGGCUGUAUACCAAGGGAGUACUUUCAAGCUUCGAGUUCCUUUCCCUAGACCAGCAAUGGAUAGAAAGGAUGUUAAGACCCUGAUAGUUGAAAUGCUAGAGGCUGCAAGAACUCAAGGUGUUUAGUUCACAAAUCUGGCUUACUGUUUACACUUCUGAUAUAUGAAACGAA
Messenger RNA from Cuscuta campestris, 1313 nucleotides. The record is from the annotation of a GenBank genome assembly. Lineage: Eukaryota; Viridiplantae; Streptophyta; Magnoliopsida; Solanales; Convolvulaceae.